Molecule: messenger RNA, 2542 nt
Organism: Papaver somniferum (opium poppy)
Lineage: Eukaryota; Viridiplantae; Streptophyta; Magnoliopsida; Ranunculales; Papaveraceae
Product: MACPF domain-containing protein NSL1-like
Exons: 7
Coding region: 479-2314 (611 amino acids)
Biological process (GO): regulation of salicylic acid mediated signaling pathway; plant-type hypersensitive response
Cellular component (GO): plasma membrane
Source: RefSeq, a predicted model, not a curated record
AGACAUUUGCAACAUAAAUUCAACAAUCUCAUUCUUCUUUGAAAGCUCCAGUCUCCCCAAAUCAGUGCAACAAUCACAAAUUUCUUCUUCCUCCCGCGUUGAUGAUUUUGUCCAAAUUAAUAACUUUAAUCCAUAUUUUUUUUAUUACAUUAACCUGUUAUAUUGAAAUUCAGAUGUUUGAAACUUUGAAUAUUCAGACAUAUAACUCGUAGUUCUUCCACUAGGCAGACUUUAAUGUAUCGUUUCCCACUUGUUUGUCUUUACCCGCUGUUUGAUGCGACUCUCUCAUAAUUCAGAAGUCCAUACCAAACCAAUUGCUUUCACUCAACAAAAAACAAGAAGAUGAUGAAGAAGAAAAUGACUUAUUUUCAAAGUCGUCUCCUCCUCCUACUUCUACCCCAACCCCACUCAUGCAAAGCCCUAAAAAUCCAUUAUCAUUUUUCCCUCUCCCUGAAAUCUCUAAUCAGGGGAGUAAAGAAUGAACUUGAAUAAUAAUAAUCAGCUGAACCCACAAUCAGCAGCUGAAAAAGCAGUAUCUGUUAUAGGUUUUGGUUAUGAUUUAACAAAUGAUAUUCGACUUUCGUAUUGUAAAUCAGGUCCAUCUGGUUUAAGUCUGAUUGACCUUGAUCAGAAUCUAACUCGGGACCUUGUAUUUCCUGGUGGAACUGCUGUUCCCAAUGUCCCUAGUUCAAUCAAGUGUGAUAAAGGAGAGCGGACUCGGUUUCGCUCUAAAGUUGUUUCUUUUCAUCAGAUGUCAGAGCAAUUCAAUCAGGAGCUCUCGUUGUCAGGAAAAAUUCCACCUGGUCUGUUUAAUGCAAUGUUUGGUUUCCAAGGAUGCUGGCAAAAAGAUGCGGCUUCGACAAAAUGUCUUGCUUUUGAUGGUUGGUCUAUAGCUCUGUACAGUGUUGUGUUAGAAAGAUCUCACAUUGUAUUGCGUGAUCAUGUGAUAAACGAAUUACCUUCUACAUGGGAUCCUGCCUCAAUUGCUGGGUUUAUCGAAAAGUACGGUACUCAUGUUGUUGUUGAAGUAAAGAUGGGUGGUAAAGAUGUAAUUCAUAUUAAGCAGUUGCAAGAUUCAAAUCUUCAGCAUGCGGAAGUGCAGAAAAUGUUGAAGAAUUUAACUGAUAAGAGAUUUUCAGAAGACGGUAAUGGAAUUUUCAUGAAAAAUCCUCAAGAACUGCCAAAAAAGCGAAAGGAUGAACAGUUCAUUGCCUGGCAACAUGGUGCACCAUUUUCCAAAUCAAUGAGGCCAAUUGUUUUUCACACAAAAGAGGAUGUAGUGAGCAUUCACGUCCGUAGAGGUGGUACUGAUAAUGGUCAAAGUCAUGACCAGUGGCUUCCAACCAUUUCACAGUCCCCUGAUGUAAUAUCGAUGUCUCUAGUGCCAAUAACAUCUUUGUUGAAUGGUGUUCGUGGCGGUGGGUUUUUAAGCCAUGCAGUGAAUCUUUACCUCCGUUAUAAGCCUCCACUGGAAGACCUUCGUCAAUUUUUGGAGUUCCAAUUAUCGAGGCAAUGGGCUCCAGUUUAUGCUGAUCUCCCUCUCAGACGUCAGCACAAAAAACAGAGUUCUCCGUCACUCCAGUUCACAUUCAUGGGCCCAAAGCUUUAUGUUAAUACAGACAAAGUUGAUUCAGGUAAUCAUCCUGUAACUGGAAUCCGUCUUUUCAUGGAAGGUAGAAAGAGCGACCACCUAGCUAUCCACCUACAACACCUCUCUACUCUCCCCGACAUUCUCCACCUCUCUCAUGAAUGCAAUUACAAGCCUAAAAAGGAUCUUCCAUCUGAACGAGAUUACUAUGAGCCCGUUAAGUGGAGCUUGUUCUCACAUGUAUGCACUGCUCCAAUUGAAUACAAUUCAACCCAAAUUUAUGAAUCUGCAUCAAUAGUGACCAAAGCUUGGUUUGAGGUAAGAGACAUGGGGAUGAGGAGGGUUUUGUUCUUAAGACUGGGAUUCUCUAUGGUAGCAUCUGUUAGGAUUCGUAGGUCGGAAUGGGAUGGUGGUCCUUCACAUCUAUCACGAAAAUCAGGAUCAAUUUCACUCUAUUUAAGCACCAAGUUCAUGGUAAACCAAAAUCAACCUGAGAAGCCAAAAGUGGAGCUGAAUUCUGCAGUGUAUCCUGGUGGACCACCUGCUCCAGCCAAGGUAACAAAGGUAUCCAAGUUUGUGGAUGUGAAGGAGAUGGUGAGAGGUCCAGAGGACCCACCGGGGUAUUGGGUAGUCACAGGAGCGAAACUGUGUGUGGAUGGUGGUAAGAUUGCGCUCAAAGUGAAGUACUCAUUGCUAACCUUACUGCUGCAUGCUGAUUGUUCCUGACACUGAAAGUAGAACCUAAGGGGUUUGCAACUAAAUCUGCUUUGUGUGAAUUUGCUGUGUAUAAAUCUAUAUAUUGACACCUUAUAUCUGACUUGAUUGACGAUUAAAUUUUUGUAAGCCAACACUGGAAGCAAUUGUGUAAAGUGAUUCAGAAUAUAGCUGAAUCCUGAAUUUGCUGAAUAAGGUCUCACCCAACUGGCAAUAAUGAUUUUGGAGAUUCUUUUGAAA